AUGGUGCAACUCACCUCUGCUCUUACCGUCGGCCUGGUCGGUCUAGCUGGUCUUGUUUCCGCUCACCCUGGCCACAAUGUCAAGGCUGAAGCUGCUGAGCGCGCUGCCUUCUUGAAGAGCUCCAGCAUUCAGACUCGCAGCCUCUCUCAAUGUGCCUCGAAGCUCAAGGCUCGUGGUCUCGAGAGCAAGAAUGUCGCUCGUCGCGAGCAUGCUGUUAAGCAUAUUCGUCGCCGUCGCGGUCUCAAGAACGAGUCUCGGUUUCUCAAGGCCCGCGAUCUUGACACUGUCGUGAACACCUCGCACAAGUCGAACUUGACUAACGUCGACAUGUCAACUGAUGCCAGCGUUCUGUUUGGAUCCGAAGCUACCUGCAUUUUGGGACCGGAUGUCACUCAGGGUCCUUACUAUGUCUCCGGCGAGUUGAUCCGUGAGAACCUCGUCGAGGACCAAGAGGGUGUCCCACUGUACAUGGACAUCCAGGUCCUCGACACCAAUACCUGCGAGCCGUUGCCCAACGUCUACAUGGACCUUUGGCACUGCAACGCUACCGGUGUCUACUCCGGCAUCCAGGCCAGCGGAAACGGCGACUCAUCCGACGCAACCAACCUUGACGCCACUUUCCUCCGCGGUAUCCAGGCCAGCAACAGCGAUGGAGUCGUGCAGUUCGAGUCUAUUUUCCCGGGCCACUACACCAGCCGUGCCACCCACAUCCACGUGCUCACCCACUCCUCAAACGACACCGUCCUCGCAAACGAUACCCUCUCUGGCCUCUACACCGCUCACUCCUCGCACGUUGGCCAGCUCUUCUUCGACCAAGACCUCAUUACUGAAGUCGAGGCCACAUCUCCCUACUCCACCAACACUCAGGAUAUAACCACAAACGCCAAUGACAGCAUCCUAUCCGAGGAGGCUGAUACCAUUGAUCCGUUCAUGGAGUACGUCUUGCUUGGUGAUGAUAUAUCUGAUGGUGUCUUUGCUUGGAUCACCGUUGGUAUUGAUUCUACUGAGAGUACCGAUAUUACUCCUGCUGCUUACUAUACUGAGGAGGGUGGCGUUGAGAAUGAUAGCUCCAGCUCUGGAGGUGGUGGCGGUGGUGGCGGUGGUUCUCCUCCUGGUUCUUCUUCUACCACUACUGCUCGGGGUGGUAGCCGCACGCAGAGCGUUUAG
Molecule: messenger RNA, 1167 nt
Organism: Penicillium pulvis
Lineage: Eukaryota; Fungi; Ascomycota; Eurotiomycetes; Eurotiales; Aspergillaceae
Product: intradiol ring-cleavage dioxygenase
Exons: 5
Coding region: 1-1167 (388 amino acids)
Molecular function (GO): oxidoreductase activity, acting on single donors with incorporation of molecular oxygen, incorporation of two atoms of oxygen; ferric iron binding
Source: RefSeq, a predicted model, not a curated record